Messenger RNA from Balaenoptera musculus (blue whale), 1137 nucleotides. Its product is annotated as 28S ribosomal protein S31, mitochondrial-like. Gene Ontology annotation, cellular component: mitochondrial small ribosomal subunit. The record is from RefSeq and is a predicted model, not a curated record. Lineage: Eukaryota; Metazoa; Chordata; Mammalia; Artiodactyla; Balaenopteridae. Gene Ontology annotation, molecular function: structural constituent of ribosome.
AUGUCUCCGAGGUUCUGGCCUCGCCUCCCUUUGUGCUCCGGAGGCCCAGCGGUAUCGGCGGCCGCCAUCGUGCUGCUCGCGUCUCUGCAUGGAACGGUCAGGACAAAAAAUAAUAUCCAAAGAUAUUUUGGCACUAACAGCGUGAUCUAUAGCAAGAAAGAUGGGCAGUCUGUUCCAACCCGUGAGAUUUCCAAGGAGACAAAGAGCCAACACAGAAAGGAGAAUGCGUAAAAAGACUUGGUAAAUAUUCUUAAGGGAAUGAAAGUUGAAUUAAGCACAGUAAAUGUACAAACAACAAAGCCACCCAACAGAAGACAACUUAAAAGUCUGGAGGCUUCAAUUGGCAGACUUCAGAAAGCUCCAGAAGAUGCCCCCCAAAAGAGAAGCGAGUCCCGGAGCCCAGAGUUGGUGGCAGCUGCAUCCGCAGUUGCAGACUCUCUCCCUUUUGACAAGCAGAUGACCAAGUCGGAGCUGCUCAAGCAGCUCCAGCAGCGCGAGGAAGGCUCGAGGGCACGGAGGGUUGGAGAGAGACCUAAAAUUAGUUUCACUAACAUCAUAUCAGAUAUGAAAGUUGCCAGAUCUGCCACAGCGAGAGUUAGCCCAAGACCAGUGCAUCAGAUUCAGUUUGAUGAAGGGACGGAUGAUUUUGUUGGCCAAGAGAAGGCUGCUCAUCUGAGAAAAAGUUUUAGGAAAAAUAUAUUCAAGGGGAAGAGGCUUAAUAUUUUUGAGCUUAAGGCAGUUACUGAAGAGGCACCUGAAACAGAGGCAGCACCUUCUCUUUGGGAUGUAGAAUUUUCUAAGCAGUUAGCGGCAGUCAAUGAACAACCCUUUCAGAAUGGUUUUGAAGAGAUGAUCCAGUCGACAAAAGAGGGGAAAUUGUGGGAGUUCCCAACUAACAACGAAGCAGGUUUUGAUGAUGACGGUUCAGAAUUUCAUGAACAUAUAUUUCUGGAUAAAUACCUGGAGGAUUUUCCAAAACAAGGACCAAUUCGCCACUUCAUGGAGUUGAUGACCUGUGGCCUUUCCAAAGACCCAUAUCUGAGUGUUAAACAGAAGGUUGAACAUAUAGAGCAGUUUAGAAAUUAUUUUAAUGAAAAACGGGACAUUCUAGAAGAAAGCAGCAUACAGUUCAAUUGA